Diplodia corticola is the source of this 1779-nucleotide messenger RNA. Its product is annotated as het-s domain-containing protein. The record is from RefSeq and is a predicted model, not a curated record. The transcript has a single exon. The coding region runs from base 1 to 1779 and encodes 592 amino acids. Lineage: Eukaryota; Fungi; Ascomycota; Dothideomycetes; Botryosphaeriales; Botryosphaeriaceae.
AUGGCUUCUCCAGGCCCCGCACAUCACUACCGGCAUCGUGGACCGGAAACCAGGAGCGAGGAGGAGAUUCGCGACGAGAUCGUCAUCGAUGAGGCUGAGCACCGAAUCGCUCACCCUAUCCUCCGGCCUCUCCCCCUCCAGACGGGCACAUCUGAUAUCGACCUCCGUCACCUCUUGAAUGACUAUGACGUGGUCAUGCAGCAGCUCCACGACAUCAUCCGCGCUCACGGCAUUCAGAUUUGGGGAUAUGAGUUUGCCCAUCGGGUCCCGCCAGGAGUGGUCCCCACUGACGGUACUGAGGUCACGCUCGUCAUCAAAUCAACGGACUUCGACAGGUUCGAGUGGGAAGAAGCCGUAGUACAGGUAGCCAAGAAGGUGGCUCAACUACGCAACCCCGGUCCCACCAUCGUCGUCGAGAUUAUCGACUAUAGAGCGGUUAAUCCAUUCACUUACCCCAUCCCGGCAAGCGACGAUGAGCUCAUCAAGGCGUGGGAGCACUGGAUGGGACAAACUAUCAUGGAGUGUAUGUCGGAUAUGGAAUGGCAAACCCUGGGCCUGCAGGGAAGGGCCUUGGUGCCCGACAUGGCGCAAUGUCGUCAAACGGUUUUGAUCACGGCUUGGGAUGCCUCUUCCCCCUACUGGACGGUUCUCAAGGCCAAUAUUUCCCAGGUCACCCAGUCCUUCAAUCUCGCCAUCAUCGUUCGCCAGGCCCAACCAUGGUGUGGAGCUGGAAGACGCAGAGGCAGCCGAGCCGUAGAAAAUAUGGGCAGUCUCUUCUGGGCUCCGCCAGUCAGGAUCGGACAGUCCAUGGGACCUGUAACCGUUCCGCCCGAGGUUCGAGGCACCGGUUCGGUGGGAGGAAAACUAACCCUACAGGACAACGAUGGGGAUGAGACCACGGCUAUCAUGACGUGCUACCACGUCGUCGAGACGAACGCCCUCGCCGCAGCCUCAGCACCACCGCCCCUCUGUCUCGACCAAACCACCACUGCCUUUCCCGUCCACUCUCCCAGCGACCGCGACACCUCCGCCAAGCUUGAACUUUACGACGCUAGAAUCGAAGCCUUGAACGAAUGGCUUUACGGCGGGAACCCCAGCCGCGCCCUGAAGGUCGAAUUAGGCAAGACCAUUGCCUACUUCGAGGAAACUAAGAUCCAGCUCGACGCCAUACUCGCCGACCGCGCCCGUGUUGCCGCUGCGCCCCGCCUCUUCGGCCACGUCUUCGCGCACUCGGGCUGCUGCCGCAUCGCAGGUCCCAACAACGCCCCUCUCGACUGGGCUCUUAUGACCCUCGCGGCACCGCGCCUCCUAGAGAACGAGUUUCCUUCAGCCUAUGCCGGCACCCCUGGGCUCUUCGAUGGCUCCCAUUGGCAACUGAAAGAUGUGCCCGGCUGGUCCGUCGCGAAGAUAGGAUCAGACUGCAACGUAAUGAAGUGCGGUCGCUCGACAGGAUGGACGACGGGGAAGCUCUCGACGACCAAGUCCUGGAUCCAGCUUGGGGAGAAAGAGCCUUGGAAGAGUAGCUAUGGCAGCGUGGUGAGCGCGUUAAUGGUUCACAAUGACGCGGAAGUCAAGACGGAGAUGGGCCAGACGACAUUCUCCGAAGGAGGGGACUCGGGGUCGUGGGUCUUCGAUACGGAGACUGGGGCCUGGAUUGGUGUGCUGUUUGGGGGCCCCUUGUAUGAGGAGUAUGCCUACAUCACGCCAGUUGACAUCAUCUUGCGGGACGUGGAGGAAGUUACGGGCAAGAAGGUCGUGGAGCCGAAGGAGAUGAAGUAG